Molecule: messenger RNA, 2378 nt
Organism: Cryptotermes secundus
Lineage: Eukaryota; Metazoa; Arthropoda; Insecta; Blattodea; Kalotermitidae
Product: lysoplasmalogenase-like protein TMEM86A
Exons: 7
Coding region: 180-965 (261 amino acids)
Cellular component (GO): membrane
Source: RefSeq, a predicted model, not a curated record
AGUAGUUGCAAUAUACGGAUUUUGCAAGUACACCGAGAACCAAAACAAACCUUUUCAAGGUCGUUAUACAACCAGCUGACCCGAAGUCGGCCGCAAAGCAGGCUAUUCAGGCUCUGUACUGCGAGUUAUAACCAGGGAGAGGGAAGAGUGCUUGAUUACAGCUGGAUACCAAAGGAGAAAUGACUUCUCCUACGCAAGUGUUGAAGAGCGUCGGCCCGAAGCUGGUGCCUUUCUUCAAGACAGUGGCAAUUUACUUUGUGCUGUUCAUCCCUUCGGAGACGCCGUCCCUAUUUUCCAUGGUCAUCAAAUGCUUACCCAUCAUCAGCCUGAUCGUAUUUGUGCUGCUUCACGGCAUGAGUCUGGGAGACGAGUACACAUUUUCACGUCGCAUUCUAACAGGCCUAGUUUUAUCUUGCCUGGGAGAUGCAUUGCUAAAUUGGCCACAGUAUUUCCUGCAUGGCAUGGCAGCAUUUGGGGCGGCACAGAUCAUGUAUACCGCAGCAUUUGGUUUCAAGCCACUUAAUGCAACCCUCGGGGCAGCUAUCUACACAUUUGGUGCAAUAGCUGCCAUAAUCCUGAUGCCAGGUCUCCCUGGGAUUCUGGUAGUUGCUGUUCCCCUGUAUGACAUUCUGCUUAUGACUAUGGUGUGGAGAGCCACUGCCCGGGUUCAGUUCUUUGAGGAACUCUGGACCUGGACAAAAUUAUGUUCCUGUGCAGGAGGCAUCGUCUUCGCAAUCUCUGACACUCUCAUCGGCUUUCAUUAUUUUCACAAGCCCAUUCCUUAUGCACAGGCACUCAUUAUGAUAACCUACUAUGCAGCACAGCUUGGCAUUGCCCUCAGUGUCGUUGACUCUAAAGCAAGUUAUAAUAAAGCACAGGCCAGUGCACUCGCUAGUAAAGAGUCAACAUCUAGUAUAAACAGUCAUAUGGGACACAAGAUUCGGAGGGCAAUCCCAUUACAAUAAUCUAUUCUGAGGAUGUACAAAAAAAAAACAACCGAAGACUGUAUGGGCUCAGAGAGCAUUAGGUUCCAUUGCAUCUCCUACUCUGCAGUCAAAUUACAUUCAUCUUAACUCCUCCUUGCCUCAACUUCGGCAAAGUUUGUAAAAUAAAUAGCCAUUUUCUAUGGCCUGUUAUUCAUACCCCACUUGUCUUCAAAAUAUGUUGACCCAGAUUUGAUGAUAUGUAGCUUCAGAAUAUAUGGAUUUUAGGGAAGGUUGGACUGCUUCAUUGCUGGUUUAGUGCCAACAGAAGUUGGGUAAACAGAUCCCAGCAUAGACUUUAAACACUCAUUUUAUGAAAAAGCCAUAAAGUAACCAACUUUUUGUCAAGUAAGGUGAAGAGGAUAAAGAGUAAAACUAACGGACUCUAUACGUUCAACGCCAUUAAUAUCAAAACCCACCAUUUCACACAGCCCUAAGCCAAUUUCAUUCACCUCCCAUCAUCAUAACCCAUCUCCAUCCUAAUAUAACCCGUUCAUCUUUUUGUUCUUCCAAGUGGUUGUUUACAAAUUCUGGAUGCACUCAUUGUCUGAAAUAUCAGUAUACAUCUACUGGACUACACAGUGCUACAUCCCAGAAAACAGCUCUGUCAUAGUCACCACUGUUAGAACCUUAAAUCUAACAUAGAAGUGUUGUAAGCCUAAGAAAACUGAGGUAACUAGGUUGGAUUUAUUGUUCUCACAGCAAUAACUGUGAUACUGUAUAGUCUGGCAGAAGUUACCGACAUUCCAUUGAAACAGUGGUGAACCUCUACCACAUACAUGGCAGCACGCCCUAGAAAACAGCACUUCUGAAAAUAACUUAAUCUGAACAAACAUUGUCUGUUAUCACUGACAUGAUAAAUUGCCAUGCAGGAAUUUUCCAGUCCACAACUUUCCAAUACACCCACUCCCCCAUAUGUCUUCUUGGCGUAGUGCUUAAUUAGUUAAGCACAGGAACAAUUUUACCUUUUCGGUCAACCUUUUACCUUUCCAGUCAAAAUCUGCUAUUGUCAUUUUCACUGAAUAAUUAGCUCUUAACAUACUGUGAAUGUGAUAUGGUGUGCUCUGUGCCAUUUCUUUUACCUUAACCUCAUGAGCUACAGGAAGAGGAAUACCUAUUAGGCAUUAUUAAGUAAUUUUGUAACUUACUAGUAAUAUGUUUCAUUGUAUGUGUUAACAUAUUUAUUGUCAGCAUGUUCAGUGAAAACAUUAUCCUACAUGUUACAUACAUAAAUCUAAAGUUACUGUAAUGGUAAUAUUCAGAGAUAGUAAUGCAUAUACCUACAUGCAUCAAAUUAUGGUUAGUAGUAUAAACAAAUCUUAGGAUUGAACUGAAUGUAGAUGUUGUCUAUGUGCAUUGGAAAUGCGCACAAAUACAGCCAGCAUGUAAAUUUUG